Molecule: messenger RNA, 1574 nt
Organism: Anolis carolinensis (green anole)
Lineage: Eukaryota; Metazoa; Chordata; Lepidosauria; Squamata; Anolidae
Gene: clcf1
Product: cardiotrophin like cytokine factor 1
Exons: 3
Coding region: 580-1263 (227 amino acids)
Biological process (GO): positive regulation of B cell proliferation; positive regulation of tyrosine phosphorylation of STAT protein; cell surface receptor signaling pathway via JAK-STAT
Cellular component (GO): CNTFR-CLCF1 complex; CRLF-CLCF1 complex; extracellular region
Molecular function (GO): cytokine activity
Source: RefSeq, a predicted model, not a curated record
GUGGGGUAUGUUGGGGUGGGUGGCAAUAUUGGGGUGGUGGUGGUGGGGGGGGGGGGGGGAGAGAGAAAUGAAUGAGCCUUGCUCUUGUGUACUAUUGCAUCAAAUACAUUCUUGAAAGCAACCUGGUUCUGCUUAACACUUGAAUUUUUUUAAAAGAAAGGCAGUCGCUUCGAGAGAGGGUGUAUGCGCUUUUUCCUUUCCUUUUUUUAUAUUCUUACAUUCCUGGACACCAAUCAAAAGAGCAAAUCACGGGAGGUGGAAGAGAGGGGAGAGGGAGAGAGCAAGAGAGAGAGCGUGGUGAAAACUUUGCGCACAUACUAAAAAAAAGAAAGAAAAGAAAAAAAGUACAGACAGCUUUUCCCACCUAACACCCAGCAAACACAAACCAAAACAAAUAGGCAGAAGGGAGUGGGGAAAAAAGAGAGAAAGAAGAACGGAACUGAACGGAACCCAGGGCAGAGCCAGCUGGGGAGAAAGGCAAUUUUUCACUCCGCAUCGGGGAUUCUGCAGUGAUUAUUGGGGAGAACCGUUUGCCUGCUAACCCACAACGUCGCCCCCAGCCCACACUCUGAGUCUACUAUGCUAUGUGUUGCUGGGGGGAGUCCAGGAGAUUCGUGGGGGAUCCUUGCCUUCCUGUGUGCCACGCUCUGGAACCUGCCUGUGGUGCUCGCACUGAACAGCACGGACCAAGGGACCACCAGACACUCCAUCCAGCAGAUGUACGACCUCACUCGCUAUCUGGAACACCAGCUGCACACGCUUGCGGCCUCUUAUCUCAACUACUUAGGGCCGCCUUUCAAUGAACCAGACUUUGACCCUCCCCGGACAAUUGGGGCAAAAGCCGUGCCAAGUGCUACUGUGGACAUUCAGGAGUGGCACAGCCUAAACGAUAAUGCACGGCUAGCGGCCAAUUACCAGGCAUACAGCCACCUGCUGUGCCACCUUAGGACCAUGGAUGGAGCAGAUGCGGCUGCCGUGCCAACUUUGCAUCACAGCCUGGCCCACUUUCGUGCCAGCCUGCAAGGGUUGCUGGGCUCUAUUGGUGGCAUCAUGGCAGCCCUGGGCUACUCACUUCCCACUCCAGAGCCUCCGCCUAUUACGCCUAAGCCUGUUCCUCCUAACUUCCUGCGCAAAAUGGAUGACUUCUGGCUACUUAAAGAGCUGCAGACCUGGCUGUGGCGCUCGGCCAAGGACUUCAACAGGCUGCGCAAGAGGGUGCCACCUUCUGCUGUUAUGCUGCGUCUUGAAAGCAGGCGCUUCUGACCCUUGUCCCCUGCCACUCUUUCUUCACCUCAUCCGCUGUUGCCAUAACAGUCACUCAAGGGCUAGAGGUUCCCAAAGCCUCCAAAUUCAUACAGUGUCCUCCUUACCCAUCACAUACACACACUCUCUCAGGGCUCUUCCACACAACCAUAUAACCCAGAAUAUCAAGGCCGAUAAUCCACAAUAUCUGCUUUGAAUUGGAUUAUCUGAGUCCACACUGCCACAUAAUCCAGUUCAAAGCAGAUAAUGUGAGAUUUUAUACAGCUGUGUGGAAGGGGCCUCAACUGUUAUAAAAAUUGUACCACCCCCCC